AUGGCUGCCCUCAUCGAGCUUUCGGGCCGCUUCCAGAGCCCGUUUAUUCCUCUGCUUGCUGCCAUUCUCAUAUAUCUAACGGUGAUGAACUACCGCUCAUGGAACCGUCUCAGACAUGUUCCUGGACCGCCAGCUGCUGCCUUCAGCAAAUGGUGGAUGCUACGUAACACACUGGGUGGGCAGAUGCAUCUCGCCCUCAAGCGAGCCUGUGAUGACUACGGUGAGUCAACCCUGGAAUCUUCCUACGCCCGAUCCCCAGCACAUUUCCAGUCCUCACCACUCGACCGCUCGCCUCUGCCACAGAGAUGGGUUGUGCCGUCCGAGAAGGUCUCAGACACACAUGCGGACUCAUCCACUGCGUGCUCAAGAGCCGCAGACAUUUCCCCCGUCUGGCUUCCACAGGCUGCUGACAGAAACCCUUGCGUCCUAGGCCCGGUCGUCCGCAUUGGUCCCAACGACUUGGUAACCAAUGACGCGGAAUUGCUUCGUCGGAUGUGGGCGGUUCGUUCGCCAUAUCGCAAGGGCGCCUGGUAUCAGGCCGUCAGAUUCGAUCCUACCAGGGACAACAUCAUCUCCAUGAGAAACGAUCAUGACCACAAUGAACUCAGAGCCAAGAUGGCCAUUGGCUACUCUGGCAAGGAAAAUGAGGGUCUGGAGUCCACCGUUGACAUUCAAAUACAGUCACUCGUCCGGCUCAUUGAGGAGAAAUAUGUGUCCACUGCUGUAAACUUCCGACCUGUGGAUUUGUGCAGGAAGAUUCAGUACCUCACAUUGGAUAUAAUCACAUCGCUCGCGUUUGGCUAUCACUUCGGGUACCUCGAGCAAGAUGCCGACGUUCACCGAUACAUCCAGAUGACCGAGGAGAGCAUGCCAGUCAUGAUGACGCUCACCGUGUUCCCUCAACUGGCAAAACUGCUUCAGUCGCCCCUUUUCCGCCGGGCAAUGCCCUCGGAGCAUGACCGCGUGGGUUUUGGCCAGUUCAUCGCCGUCGCGAAGAGGGUUGUCACAGAAAGGCUUAUGUCAGACAAAACGGCGAAACGGCAGGACAUGUUAGGGUCCUUCCUUGCACACGGCCUGACCAGAGAGGAGGCUGAGGGUGAGACAUUGGUACAGAUCAUAGCCGGGUCCGACACGACAGCCACCUCAAUCCGGACCACAAUCCUGUAUCUGAUGACAGCCCCAUCCUGUUAUUCCCGGCUUGCCAACGAGAUACGGGAUGCGUCGCGAAGGGGUAUCAUAUCAUCCCCCAUUACUAACCGGGAAGCGGGUGACCUUCGCUACUUGCAAGCUGUGAUCAAGGAAGGCUUGCGUGUGUUUCCUCCGGUCACCGGCCUCAUGUCGGCGACAGUGCCCAAGGGAGGUGAUUUCAUGCAUGGCAUGAGUAUACCCGAAGGAGCUGAUAUUGGUUGGACUGCCUUCGGAGUGCUCCGCUCCCAAACGGUAUACGGCCCAGACGCCGAUGUGUUCCGGCCGGAACGCUGGUUAGAGGCCGAAGAUGAUCAACUCAAAUCCAUGACGGCGCAAUGGGAACUGGUAUUCAAAUACGGCAAGUGGCAGUGUCUGGGGAAGACGGUGGCCCUAUUGGAGAUGAACAAAGUGUUCGUUGAACUCUUGCGGCGAUUCGACUUUGCCCUGACAGACCCCACCAAGUCAUGGAACUCGUUCUCGGCUGGAAUCUUUAUCCAGUCUGACCUAUGGGUUAGAGUGAGCAGAGUGGAGUAG
This is a messenger RNA of Colletotrichum gloeosporioides, 1722 nucleotides long. Its product is annotated as Pisatin demethylase. The coding region runs from base 1 to 1722 and encodes 573 amino acids. The record is from RefSeq and is a predicted model, not a curated record. Gene Ontology annotation, molecular function: iron ion binding; monooxygenase activity; heme binding. The transcript has 4 exons. Lineage: Eukaryota; Fungi; Ascomycota; Sordariomycetes; Glomerellales; Glomerellaceae.